Molecule: messenger RNA, 3681 nt
Organism: Scylla paramamosain (green mud crab)
Lineage: Eukaryota; Metazoa; Arthropoda; Malacostraca; Decapoda; Portunidae
Product: zinc finger protein 143-like
Exons: 11
Coding region: 184-1677 (497 amino acids)
Biological process (GO): regulation of transcription by RNA polymerase II
Cellular component (GO): nucleus
Molecular function (GO): DNA-binding transcription factor activity, RNA polymerase II-specific
Source: RefSeq, a predicted model, not a curated record
CGCCUUCUCCCUGGAAUCGAGAACAUCCUUGGUGAGCCUGAAUCAUUCCCAGCAGAGCGUGUUCCAGGUGGCGAGAUAAGGCCCUAUGACGCAGCAGCAGCAGCAGUCCCCGGCGCGAGACGCGAGAUUGUGGAGCCAGGCGGUGACGUCACGCACCCUCGUGAGCCAGCUCCAUCAAGAGUAAUGAAUGAAGAAGUAGUAACCAUCAAAGGGGAGGCAGAAGACCUGCUAGAUGCCUCACAGCACACAAGUGUGGUGGUGGUGGAGGAGGGGAGGGGGGCACUGACAGUGGUGCUCUCUGAUGGCACGCAGGCCAUUGUGCACAACACCAUCACCGAGGAACCUCAAGCAGAUGAUGUGGAGGGUGUGGCUAUCCAGCUGGAUGACGGCAGGAUAGGCUAUAUCUGUGGGGAGACACUCCUGCAGGCCACGUCUGAGGAACAGGACUCACUACGCUCCAACUCCAAGUUUGCCUGUGCCUUUCCAAACUGUGACAAGACCUACUCCUCUGCAAACCACCUGAGAACCCACCAGCGUAAUCACACAGGACAGCGCCCCCACAUCUGUCACACAUGUAAGAAGCGCUUCACCACAGGUUAUGCCUUGAAGUCUCACUUGCGCACCCACACUGGGGAGAAGCCUUACAAGUGCCCAGAAGAGCAGUGUGCCAAGUCUUUCAAAACUUCAGGAGAUCUCCAAAAACAUGUUCGCACUCACACAGGGGAGCGACCCUUCAAGUGUGAAAUAUGUGAGAAAUCAUUUACAACAUCUAACAUAAGAAAAGUGCACAUGAGGGUCCACACUGGGGAGAAGCCAUAUGAGUGUCAACAUGAGGGAUGUGGGAGGAAGUUUGCUUCAGCUACCAACUACAGGAAUCAUUGCCGUAUUCACACGGGGGAAAAACCUUAUGUCUGCUCUGUACAAAACUGUGGGAAAAGGUUUACAGAAUAUUCAUCUUUGUACAAACACCACAUGGUCCACAAUCAGCAGAAGAGAUAUUAUUGCAGUCAUUGUGGGAGGUUUUAUAGACAGUUGUCAACAUUAUCUGUUCAUAAACGAAGUGUUCACAAUAUAAUAGAGAACGAAGAGGGACAGAUGCUGUGGAUGCAGACAGGACUAGACAUCCUGACUGAGGAUCAGGAUGGGAAUGAGGUGACCAUGCAGGAAGGGUCCACAAUAGUGCCUGCAGCCAGCACCUCCACCAGCACCAGGGCUGUUCAUCUCCCUCCAGGGAUGGUGGUGAAGAAAGAGGAACAGAUUAUUCCUGGGUCCAUGUUAAGCACCCAGCUGACCAUACAGGAUGAUUGUAUUCGGAUACCAACCAUGGAGCUGAAUGGUGUGAUGGCAGGUGAGGCAGGACCUGAUGGAGUGCUGCAGGAUGACCAGGGCACGUUGGGUAACCUGGAGCUGGACAGUAGUGGAAAUGGAUCAAUCUUUGUGUUUACUGAUCCUGCAAAUCUGGCAGCCCUACAACUGGCAGUAGCAGGGCCAACAGAUGGUGAUGCAGGCGUGGGAGACACAGUGGAGGUCAUUCGAUUGGAUGACUUUGCCAGUGUUGCUGAGUCCACCAUCACUGAGGAUGAAUCAGAAGCUGUUUCCUUAAAACCAGAGUUAUGUGGACGAAAAGGGAAGCUUAUUGUCAUAAAGGAAGUGAGCCUGAAAGAUGAAAAGUCAUAAAAAUAAGUCCGAAAGAGGAGAAAGUCAUCUAGUUUUUUAAUUUUGGUACGGUAUGUAUUGCUCAGUAGUUAGAUAGAAUCAGUCCACUGAAAUAUUCUUGCCUACAAGUGUAAUUGAUAUGGAGAGAAAUUAUUAUAUCAGUCACUGGGUAAGGGUAUUGCAUCCAAUUACCGUGUAAAUGUGAUGUUCUGUGGUUAUUUGAUCAAACCUGAGUAACAAGUGAAACAAAAUGUAUGUAUAAAAGGGAGAAUUUCAGUUUGUGGUACUUACUUUUCUACUCUUAUGUCAUUAUUCUGUCUUUCUUGCAUUCCAUGUAUACUGAAUCCAGUAUUCUAGAGGUAUAUCUUGACAGUCUCCAAAUCUUAAUAUUUAUUUUCUCCAUUGAAUUAGUACUUAAUGUAAAGGAAAUGGCUGGAACUUUUUGCAUCAUCACCCUCGGGUUUCAUAUACUAGGAGAGUUAAUUUCAUAAAGUAUAUGGAGAGCCAUGCACUCUAUUGAUUCUGGGCUAGUCUAAUCACUUCAUUCCUCCAUACAUUUUUUUAAUUUGAUUGAUUUUUUGGGAGGCUGUGAUCAGUUGAUACAUUCCUGAGGAUAUGGAUUUUUUAUCAUGUUUGGAUAAUAGCAGUUUUUUUUUUUUUUUUUUUUUUUUUUAGAGAAAUCAAAAUCCUCUGUCCUUGUGUCUUUGUGUAGCACCUUGUGGCUUGAAGAAGAUGCAGAAACUUGUUACCUGUGUAAAAUUUUCGCAGCUUUGAAAACUUUUAAUCACUACCUUGAAAUGUAAUUUCAUUCCAUUACUCAUCUUCCUUUCUUACAAAUGUGCAAGUUUUAUGCACAGCAGGUAUUCUUGUUUGCAGGGAUCUGGUUGAUGUUUUCUUGAUGCUUUGACAAUCUUAGAUUAUUUCCCACUUGCAAUAGUCCAUUUAAUAAAAAUCUGCAAUAUUUACUAUGAAACAGCAUUGUAUUUAAAGUACACAAGUUCACUUACUGAUUCAAUUUCUAAGAACCUUAAUUAAUAGUUGAUACAGAAUAGUGAAUGCAAAACUGAAUAUAAUGGACCUCUCAUUCUUGGUUGUAGUAAUUUUGUCCAGUCUCGACUUCAGCACUUACUCUGCCCCUGCAUCCAUCACUGUACCCUGCUUGAUGUACAGUAAACUGUUCUAUUUAAUUUAGCUGGUUCUGCAAUCUGUAUCCUCAGUGUUAGUCUACAUUAUUUUGAAGAAGCUAAAAUACCAGUAGUUGUGGUAUUAUGCCCCUGUUAUGGUACAGUAUUACCAAGUCAUUCUUAACUUUUAUUAAGUUAACAGAAGUGGUGGCUGUAAUUUUCUCCAGGAUUUCACUAGUGAUUACAGAUAUGGGAUAUGUUAUGGUCUGUAGUUCUAGUGCUUCUACAAGGAUGAGUUAGAGAUUGUUUCAGUGACCUUUGCCAUUAAUGUGGAAGAACUACCUGCAUUGUAGCUCCAGUCAGCUUGAGCAGGAAAAAAUGAAGAUUUUUCCUAUACAGUGGGUAUAGGUUUUGAUUUCAACCUACUGGUUUUCUUAUAGUGGUGGUUUUCUCCAAUCAAUAACAUUUACUCCUUUGUUACAAGCAUUUCAUCAUCACCUAAAGUGCCCUUCAGAUUUACAUAAAAUGAGUUCAGAUCUUAGUAGGGGUAGAUAACUUAUCUGGCAUCCACCCUUGUAGGAUUGCCUGGGAAAUUAAUGUAUAUAGUGCUGUUUCCAGGCAAGCUGUAUGUGGUUCCCUUGAUGCAAUGGCUGUGUGUAUCAGAGUAGUGGCUGAGUAACCUGUCAAGCUCAGUAGGUCAGGGAAAUGGGGCUUAGGUCAAGUGUUUCGCUAUUUCCUGAUCUUUAUCUUUAUUUCCUGUGGAGGGCAGAACUAUGCUAGGUUUGUGUUACUGUUUAAUCUGUAUGUAAAAAUUCUCUCUCUCUCUCUCUCUCUCUCUCUCUCUCUCUCUCUCUCUCUCUCUCUCUCUCUCUCUCUCUCUCUCUCUCUCUCUCUCUCUCUC